This is a messenger RNA of Nicotiana tabacum (common tobacco), 1276 nucleotides long. Lineage: Eukaryota; Viridiplantae; Streptophyta; Magnoliopsida; Solanales; Solanaceae. The record is from RefSeq and is a predicted model, not a curated record.
UUUUCGGAAUGUUGGUUCAACAAGAUUUUGGAACUUUGGACGAAGAGAAACUUUAGGUGUGACUGUGGAAAUUCAAAGUUCGGGGAAUUCUUCUGCAAGCUUGACGCUAGCAAAGAUGUUGAAAACACGGAGAAUUCAUAUAAUCACAAUUUCAAAGGUUCAUACUGCACAUGUUGCCGGCCAUAUACUGAUCCUGAUGUUGAAGACCAAUUGGAGAAUCUCCAAUGGUGUAUCUGUGAGGACUGGUUUCAUGAGGAGCAUCUUGGUCUUGAGUCCUCUGAUAUGGUUCCAAGGGAUGAAAAUGGGGAGCCUCAAUUUGAGGAUUUAAUCUGCCAGGGAUGCGCAGCUAUUUGUUCUUUUCUAAAGCUAUAUCCUCAUUCUAUAUAUGCACCGGUUCAGCAGCACACUGCUACAAACUCUUCGAAGGACAAGGAGGUGGUUGAAGAUGCACCCUCGACUGUGGGAUCUUCUGAGGAGCUUAACAGUGGAAGUUCCUCAAUUGAGACUCCUGUAACUGAGGAUAAUCCUAAAAAAGACUUCACCGGGAAGGCUGUUGUUGGAGAAAACGUUGCAACAAACACAAUUCUGAAUCAGUGUAACCAAAUUGCUGGUCCUAGUACCAAAUGUGUCCUUGGACUGAACUUGUUAGAAGCUCCAAUUCGCCUUGAGAAAAGCAAGCCAAUGUUCCUUUCUAACGACUGGAGAGAAAUUCUCUGUAGGUGUCCAAAUUGCACAGAAUUCUACAAACAGAAAGGGCUUGCCUUCUUACUUGAAAGAGAGGAUACAAUUGCAGAAUAUGAGAAAAUGGCAAAGCAGAAGAGAGCUCAACAUGAGCAAGAACUUAGUGCUGAGAUGCUUAAUAAACUGGGCCACGUUGGGAAAAUGGAGGUUUUGACUGGCAUUGCUUACCUUAAAGACGAGAUCGGUACCUACCUGGCAUCCUUCGAUCCAUCAAAGCCAGUUAUAUCUGCUGACGUUCAUAAGAUUUUUGAGAAUCUUGCCCAGAAGCGCAGACGUAUGACUUAAGUUAUUUUGAAUGUUCAAGAAAAGUAGCUUUGCAACUGCACAUCGAGUGUAGUUAGUUUUGCUGAUCAUGUACUAGCAAUUUUAACUGCUCUAUAUAUGUACCAAGGGGAAUUCUUAGUGUGCUUUACUAUCUAAGUUUAGCUUUAUCAUAUUGUCUUACCUAUAGUGAGAGUACGAUCAUGUUGUUAAGCUCAAAGAACUCCUUUAUGCUAGAAAGUUUCUAUUGGAUCAAAAUUUCUCGUUCAUCUUA